AUGCUGACCUGGUACUUCAAAUGGGUGCCCACUCUGCCGAACAGGUUCACGCCCAAGAUCGAGUAUGAUGUCAUCGAGGAGGGCACCCCAAAGCGCCAGCAGGUCACCAUGUCGAUGCUCAUGUACUGCAUUGGCAACAUCGACGACUGCACCAAAGCCAUCGACCCGAAGGGCCUCCCGCCCCCUGGCAGCCCGCUGGGCAAGAUCAUCAACCCGGCCACGAUCAGGAACGCCUCGGAAAACGGGACGACCCUCGCCAUGAUUGUCAAGAACGUCGGCGGGGGCAUGUCACCACCCACCAAGCUGUCGGUACUAGACGCUUUCAGGGACAUCAAGACGUUCACAAACUACGAGCGCAUGCACAAGUCUUUCUAUUGGUUCAAGUCUAUCUUGCUGAGUGACACUGCCCCUCUGAACGCAGCGGGAGUGGACAUCCUGCUCAAGUGGGCCGCAAGCACGGGCCUCAAGUCGCCCCCCAACACCGUGUUUGAGAUCCAGUCGCUGGGGGGAGCCAUGAAAGACGUCCCCAGGGAGGCGACGUCGUCCCUGCUGCACGACGCCACGCACGUCCUGAUCAUGCGCAUCGGGCUGCAGCAGAAUUCUGGCCCCGUCUAUGAGACCGCCAUGGCGCAGCUGAACAACGCGUCCCGCGCCCAGGCUGACAUCGUCAACACGUUUCCAAGGAAGGCGGCCGACUUCAGAUCAUACGUCAACUUCAUCGACUCCGACAUCGCACUGCUCUCCUCAGACUGGGAAAAGGCGUACUACGGUGCCUCCAUGCAGCCGCUGCUGUGCAUCAACGAAAAGUUUGACCCCUCUUUCAUCCUGGACCAUGCAGUCUACCCCCUGCACAACCUGCUGCAGGACGGCCCGGGCGUCAAGGCCAGUCAGUGCACUGGCCUCGUAACGCCGCGCGCCGCUGCGGCCCAAAAGUGGUCCGCCACGCUUCUAAAGACGGCGCCCCUCAGGCUCUGA
Molecule: messenger RNA, 975 nt
Organism: Monoraphidium neglectum
Lineage: Eukaryota; Viridiplantae; Chlorophyta; Chlorophyceae; Sphaeropleales; Selenastraceae
Exons: 10
Coding region: 1-975 (324 amino acids)
Molecular function (GO): flavin adenine dinucleotide binding; oxidoreductase activity
Source: RefSeq, a predicted model, not a curated record